Molecule: messenger RNA, 687 nt
Organism: Aspergillus terreus NIH2624
Lineage: Eukaryota; Fungi; Ascomycota; Eurotiomycetes; Eurotiales; Aspergillaceae
Product: ESCRT-III subunit protein VPS24
Exons: 2
Coding region: 1-687 (228 amino acids)
Biological process (GO): late endosome to vacuole transport; endosome transport via multivesicular body sorting pathway; protein transport
Cellular component (GO): ESCRT III complex; multivesicular body
Source: RefSeq, a predicted model, not a curated record
AUGGAGACCCUCAAAGCAGUCUUUUUUGGGCCGGACCCCCAGGCUCAGAUGAGAAAAUGCAACCAACUUAUCCGUGCCAACACCCGCCAAUUAGAUCGAGAUAUCAUGCAGCUCAAAAACCUCGAGAGCAAAACCCGGCAGUAUAUCAUCAAUGCCUCCCGGCGGGCCGAGCGUAACCCAUCGCAAGCAAAACAAGCCAUGAUGGAAACGAAGACCUUCGCGCGAGAGCUCGUGCGAAUCCGGAGACAGUCCACCCGACUCACCACCAGCAGAGCCCAACUCCAGAGCGUACAGAUGCAAGUGAAUGAGGCAUUCUCGAUGCGAAAGAUACAGGGGAGUCUGAAGAAGUCAACGGGCAUCAUGAAGGACGUGAAUACGCUGGUGCGCCUCCCAGAAUUGACGUCCACCAUGCAUCAGCUGUCGACGGAGCUCGUUCGAGCGGGCAUUAUCGAAGAGAUGGUGGACGACGCCAUCCCCAACAACGAGUUCCUGGAAGAUGAAGAGGAGGAGGCCGAUGCUGAGGUCGACAAGGUCCUGCAAGAGAUCCUGCAUGGCAAACUCUCCCAGGUCGAGGAUGUCAAACAGAAGCCACUGGAGGAGCCCGAGGAAGGUAUCAGCGAAGCGGUCGAGGACCAGGAGGCCACUUUGGAACAGAUGCGGGGACGGUUGGAAGCCUUGAAGAGCUGA